This is a messenger RNA of Harpegnathos saltator (Jerdon's jumping ant), 794 nucleotides long. Its product is annotated as RNA-binding motif protein, X-linked 2. NCBI's taxonomy places the organism in Eukaryota, Metazoa, Arthropoda, Insecta, Hymenoptera, Formicidae. Gene Ontology annotation, biological process: mRNA splicing, via spliceosome. Gene Ontology annotation, cellular component: catalytic step 2 spliceosome; precatalytic spliceosome; U2 snRNP. The coding region runs from base 121 to 537 and encodes 138 amino acids. Gene Ontology annotation, molecular function: RNA binding. The transcript has 5 exons. The record is from RefSeq and is a predicted model, not a curated record.
AGAUGUUAGAUACGAUAUGCUGAACUUUUUAAUAUUUCUAAACAUAUAUGAUACCGAUUGAUUAUUUAUUUAUGCUGCAGUUAUAAGUAUUUUUGUGAUAUUCAGGCAUUAUCUUUUACAAUGAAUCCUUUAACAAAUGUUAGAAAUAUAAAGAAACUCAAUGAGCAAGAGUUACGAGGUAGCAAUAAAACAUCAUGGCAUGACCAGUAUAAAGAUAGCGCAUGGGUUUUCGUUGGUGGUUUACCAUAUGAUUUGACAGAAGGUGAUGUGAUUGCUAUUUUUUCUCAGUAUGGUGAAAUAGUCAAUAUUAACUUGAUCAGAGAUAAAGAUACUGGAAAACAAAAAGGAUUUGGCUUUUUAUGCUAUGAAGAUCAAAGGAGUACUAUACUGGCAGUUGACAAUUUUAAUGGCAUAAAGAUUCUAGGCAGAGUAAUACGAGUGGACCAUGUUGCAAAUUAUAAAGUACCAAAAGAUUCAAAAAAUAUAGAUGAGGAAACGAGAAAGUUACGGAAAGAAGGUUGUGCUCCAAAAGAUUGAGAUAUACAUAAUCUAAUGAUAUCAAGACGAGCCGAAUUCGCUCAUCCAUUUUUCAUAUUUUUCCAAAUCUUCCUGGGAGACACUUUUGUUACAUCUCUCAACGGCUUCGUCGAAAUCUGCGGCAGACACAGGCAAAUCCAAUUCCUCUUUUGGUAAUUGCCUAAUCUGAUCUGGUCGGAGACCCGCGAUUUUCUUUCGCAUUAGCAUCAUAGAUGCAUCCCUGAAGGAUAAUAUCAAGUAAAAUAAGCUACAAAAUA